AUCUGUAAAGGUUCAUUUCCUUGUCAAUCUUAUUUGUUGGUUUCUAUUAAAUUGUUAUUCACUUUGCACUUAUCGUUGAAUUUAAUUUUGAUUAGUUUUUUGUUUCCUCUGUUUGUUUGUCAAUAUGAUUGAUUACAGCAAGUGGAAUAAUAUCGAGAUAAGUGAUGAUGAAGACGAUACCCAUCCUAACAUCGACAAGCAGUCGUUAUUCAAAUGGAGACACGAGGCUCGCAUUCAAAGGAUGCAUGAAUUUAACGAGAGAAAACAAAAGAUCUUUGAUGCUGUGGAAGAAGCCCGAAAAAACCUGGAGGAGACUAAAUCAAAGGUAUCUCUUACGCCAGAUGAUCAGAAGUUGAAGGAUGAAAUGGUUAAAUUGGAGGAAAAAUUUAAGAAGCUUCAAAAUGAUGCUGAAAAUAUCAAAAAAGAGGAGAGAUUAAUGCCCUGGAAUGUGGAUACUAUUAGUAAAGAAGGCUGGAGUCGAACGAAGAUUAAUAAACCGGCCGUCAAACAGGACAAAUCAAAGCUCAGUGAAGAGGAGAAGGAAAAACUUUAUCUUGAGUUUAUCAAAGCCAACGAAAAGAAGAUUAAACAUUUUGGUAUGCUUUCCAAAUAUGAUGAUUGUCGUACCUACCUACUAGAAGAGCCACAAUUAGUAUGUGAAGAAACCGCUAACUAUCUAACUCUUUGGUGUUUAAAUCUUGAAAUCGAGGACAAGCAUGAUCUUAUGAAUCACGUCUCUAAGCAAGUAAUUUCAAUGCAAUACAUUCUUGAACUUGCAAAACAAUUGGAAUGUGAUCCUAGAUCUUGUGUAUCCAGCUUCUUUAAAAGAAUCCAAACAGCUGAGAAAGAAUACUUGGACGCAUAUGAAGACGAAUUAAAAGCUUUCAGGCAUAGAAUAAAAGAACGAGCUAAGGAGAAAUUAGAAAAGGCUAUGGCUGAAUUAGAAGAAGAGGAAAAAGCUAAGAGGUUAGGUCCUGGAGGAUUGGACCCUGCGGAUGUUUUCGAGACCCUUCCAGAAAAAUUGAAAAAGUGUUUUGAAUCUCGUGAUAUUAAUAUGCUGAAGGAGGCUAUCGCUGAAAUGGAUGAAGAUGAAGCAAAAUAUCAUAUGAAAAGAUGUGUUGAUUCCGGACUAUGGGUUCCAGAUGCAAAAGCUGCUGAAAGUGAGGACCAAGAAGAGGAUAAGAACGAUUCCGCAAAAGAAGAAAUUUAUUCGAAGAUUAAGGAAAAUGAUUCAUUUCAAAAAUGAGAGUUUAUUAAUCCUUUUGCCUUGGAUACUGAAUUGCCGUCAAUUGCUUUACUGCGGAAUAACUAAGGAACAUUAUAAAUUUGAUCAAAAUAGUGGAAUCCGUGUUGUUCAAUUAAACUUUGGAGACAGUCGAAAAGCUCCUGGCAAUACCUUUUAAAUCUAUCCCUUUUUCAUCAAGAACUCUCUACGAAUAUCCUUGAGAUAAAAAAACAACAUACUAACUCAUCAAACAAAAACCAAACAUGAAAGCACACCAAGGCUAUCAACUCUGGUAACGGAAUUUUUUAUUUGAUAUGUUCAACUAUUGUUAUCCCAUAUAUAUAUAUUUACUAGCUUAAACCACUCACCUACAAAUGUCAAAAUUCCUUCCGGAUACUGCGAUUCAACCUAAGUUUAAACAACUUAUUCGAUUUUUUUCAUGCAUGAAGUUCCGAAUACUUUUUUUCUUUAUCUGAUCCCUUUCAUUGAAGAAAAGACGUAGUUUUUAUGUCAUCAAAUAAAAAAUCAUCGCAAUGAUUCCUUGAACAUAUAA
Messenger RNA from Tetranychus urticae (two-spotted spider mite), 1778 nucleotides. RefSeq names its product cell division cycle protein 37 (gene Cdc37). The record is from RefSeq and is a predicted model, not a curated record. Gene Ontology annotation, molecular function: protein-folding chaperone binding; protein kinase binding; heat shock protein binding. NCBI's taxonomy places the organism in Eukaryota, Metazoa, Arthropoda, Arachnida, Trombidiformes, Tetranychidae. Gene Ontology annotation, biological process: protein folding; protein stabilization. Gene Ontology annotation, cellular component: cytoplasm.